AUGGAGGUACAGACUUCGCCGGCGAGUACUUCCCAGUCUCACUAUGGAUCAGUACCCAGUCAAGCAUCACCAAUGGACAUGCCUGCCAGUGUGACCGGUGGUACACAGCGGGUCUUUGAGCUUGAGAAUCGAGAUACCAUUCGCCAAUAUCUGGACACAUACUUUGACAAGUCCGACAUCGCCGACUGUGUCUUUCUUCAUCGAGCUACAACAAUCGCAGAAUGGAGUCAGGGAAAGCUUGAAAAGACUUUACUCAAAGCCAUCUGCGCUUCAGCACUGCGAUUUGCACCAACAUAUCACUCGGAGACCUCACCAGCGCAUAAUUGGAUAAAGCAAGUUCAGCAUGAGCUGGUCAAUCAUAUGGGUGACAUUUCAGUACCUAAACUACAAGCUCUCAUGCUUGUAAUUAAGUUCCUCUUCUCCAUGCGUUUCACUGGCGAUGUCUGGGUCCUUCUCUCAAUUGCGUCAAGAGUUGCAUUCACCAAGAGGCUCAACUACGAACGCCCAGCUAUCGAUCCAGUCAAACAAGAAUGUCUUCGGCGAUUGAUGUGGUCUAUCUACGUUGUUGACAAAGUUUUCUCUGGUGGCAUCGAAGAUCUCACUGUUUGUCCUACGCAAAGAAUGCAUAUUCGCUUACCGAGCAGUCAUCAUAACUUCCAACUUGGCUCAAGAUCAAAAGCGCCGUUUUUACGGAGUAAGAAUGAGAAUGAUACAGAUUUAAAUGUCCUGGCGUACUUGAUGCGGCUGUAUGACAUUCGAGAUAGAGUCCUGAGAUACACCAGACAGGUCAUCCUCGGUGGGGCGAGUCCAUAUCUCAGCAGGGGCCAGUUACGCUCACUAGACCUCGAGCUGACAUCUUUUGAAGAGUCAUUGCCAGAUGAACUACAACUCACUGACAACAGACUUAUGAUAAUGUGUCACUCCGAAGAAGCACGUACAUAUACAACCCUCCAUACAUUUCUGUUCAGUUCUCGAUGCGACCUUCACCGGUUUCUUAUUCCUGGCAUCCGAGAAGCUGUGUCGCCAGAAGCAUUCGGCCAAACGCCACGAGAAUACAUCGACUACUGCCAGCAACAGUGUUUACAGACUGCACUGAGGUACAUUGACAUGUGGUCUAAGGUUCGGCAGAUGGAGACUAGUAGUCGUGUCGGGACACCAACAUUUGCAGUAGUGACGUACCAAUUCGUCAAGAUGGUAGAUCAUCUGGCUGCUCUGCUUCCAUUACAUGGGGAGUCAUCUUUACCGGUGAUCAAGCAGAAGUUUAUGGAUAUUCUACUCAUUGUUUCGGGUAGUCGUGCUGAAGUUGGUUGGAUUGGCUCAUGUGUCACCGAUAUCGAAAACCUUAUACCACGAUUAGGUACUAGACACAUAUCUCCUGGCUCGCCAAGUGCAUCACCAGGGACAAUCCGUUUACAGGAGAAGCUGCAUCGUCGUUCUAAGCAUGCCUUUGCGCCAGACGAUGAAGAAGAGGAAGAUCCCGCUAUCCGACCACCAGAGUCCAAUACUGGCGAAGAGAUACCAGAGACGUCUCUCGAGUCUGCAGCAUUUGAGAACCCUGAAGGGCAAGAUAUCUGGUCUUUCCCAGUCCAAGGCGAUGAACAAGGUUUGACUGGGUCAACCGGGGACGGGUCUCUUGGUUCAUUCUCAUCUAUGGGGUAUCCUCUUAUCAACUAUGACUCUAUCAAUUCGACUGACAUGGUGUUCGGAGACCAAGAGCUCGGUUUCCCGUUGGAUCCCUUUGAUCUGCAGAUGAACGCUUAUACUGAUGCCAAUGCACCUCAAUAUUGA
Messenger RNA from Fusarium fujikuroi IMI 58289, 1788 nucleotides. Its product is annotated as related to nitrate assimilation regulatory protein nirA. NCBI's taxonomy places the organism in Eukaryota, Fungi, Ascomycota, Sordariomycetes, Hypocreales, Nectriaceae. Gene Ontology annotation, molecular function: zinc ion binding; DNA binding. Gene Ontology annotation, cellular component: nucleus. The transcript is spliced from 5 exons. The record is from RefSeq and is a predicted model, not a curated record. The coding region runs from base 1 to 1788 and encodes 595 amino acids. Gene Ontology annotation, biological process: DNA-templated transcription.